AUGGCACCAAAUCAGCCGAGGCCACAGAUGGCACAGCAAUACUACUACCAGCACCAGUAUGCACAACUCCCAGUGUUUCAAUGGAGGACAUAUGAUCUGAACACUCUCACCUUUUCUGCUCAUCCUAUAAUACCACCUGAACGACUCUAUCCCAGCUACUCAUAUGCUGACGAUCGUUUCAAGUCCAACGAUCUACCUCCACCCGUGAUCGACGACAGACCUAACGAGCAUCCGGCGGAUGACUCCGUGUUCGACGACAUGGAAGACAUCGUAAUUCUCGACGACAAACAUCUUGGUGAGGAGGCAGCUGUACCUCCUGCAGAAGAAAGGCCCGAAGAAGGCCCUCCAUCACCCGAAGCGACAGACGCUUCAGAAGAUAAAGUAGAAGAGCCGUCUCCAGACGAGAAGGCAGAGGAAGCUUCCAAUGAACCGGAUGGGCACAAAGAACCUACAGAAGCAGAAUCAGGCGUCACUGGUGAGGGAGAAACAAGCCCGCCAGAAGAAGACCCAGCACAGGCAGAGCAACAGGCUGAACCAGAGGAAACAUCAACCCAACCACCUGCUGUUGAAUCCAGUGACGAAGCCAAGCAUGGUGAUACUGAGGAACCCCCAGCCAGCGAGUCUGCAAAAGAAGACCAGCCAGAGUCUGAAACUGUCCUCGAACAGGUCGAAAAGCUGCAACAAGAGGACGCUUCUCCUGACGAGGUUCAAUCGGUCCUUGAAAAAGCAAUGUCAGAUGUGGGUGCCGGUUCUGACUCCUAUGUACCAGCAGAAGUGGGUGAGGGUACCUCAAGUGCGGAGUCCAGCGAGCCAGCACCUGCGGACGAUCCACCCGCCACAACCGACGUAGCGGAGAAGGCAGAGGAUUCUCCUCCGGAACCAGAAACUAUCCCAGAAGAAGCGGGACAAGGUGAUGAUACUCUUGAGAAUACCGCCGAGGAAUCACCUGCAGCAAAUGAAGAAGAAUUCCCCUCAAAUGAUCAAGAACCUGUACCUGAAGCUACGCCUGAAGCCUCACCAGGAGGAGGUUCAGCUGAAGCUUCGGCAGAAGAGGAAACUAAGGAUCAACCAUCUGGUGAUACUCCAAGAGAUGAACCAAACGAGGAACCACCACCAGCAGAAACUGGAUAUGAAUCUGGUGACGCAGUUAUUGUGGAAACAGAGACAAAGGAGGAAACCACUGAAAAGGACCCCGUCGAAAGCGACCCUCCCUCAACGGCGGAAGCGGAUGCUGAGACUCCGGCACCGGCUCCCGAUGAAGCCACAGAAAAGCAAGCUGAUAGCACUCCAGAUGAGGGGGAGAGCCCUGCCGAGGAAAAUUCUGCCGAUGCAGAGGCUGCUGUAGAGCCUGGGCCAACUGCCGAAGGUGAUUCUCCGCCCACUACAGAAAACACCACAGAUGGCGAGAUUAAAGACGAGGAAGACGAGGAAGAUGGUGCAAAGGGCGCAAAUACUGUGGAAGUCAGUGCAGACGCUGCAACACCUGCUGAGGAUCAGCCAAAUACUCCUACGGGAGAGGUCACAGAAGAACCUUCGACCGAACCUACCGAGGGAAAUACAUCUGAUACUCAGGACCCUGUUGAAAACACAACAGAGGUCACCGAAGCUACGACUGAAGAAGGCACCAAUACUGAAGCAGCAGCAACUGAAGAUACAUCUGCUCCAUCUGAAGAAGCCCCAGCUGAGGAGAAGACGCCCGAUGAAGAAGCUCCUUUCGAAGAUGCUGUAGGCGACCAGCCUCCAGAGGAACCUCCUGCUACGGAAGAUGCCGUUGCUAAUGAGACUCCUGCUACUGAUGAGGCACCGGUGACCGAGGAAACUCCCCCGGCUAUGGAAGAAACACCUACGGCAGAAGAGCCUCCCGCUGUUGAAGUGACUCCUGAUGCGGAAGACACGCCUAUUGCGGAAGAUAAGCCUACUGACGAGGCUCCGGUUGAUGAGGCCGCCGCUGCUACCGACGAAGCGCAUGCCGCUGAAGAAGCCCCUGCCGCGGAAGAAGUCCUAGCUAUUGAAGAGGCUUCCGCACCUGAGGAAGCUACCGCUGCCGCUGAAGAAGCUCCUACCGCUGAAGAAGCCCCCGCCGCGGAAGAAGCUCCCGCCGCUGAAGAAGCUUCCGCAGCUGAGGAAGCUACCGCUGCCGCUGAAGAAGCUCCUCCUAUAGAGGAGGCCCCUGCUGCUGAAGAAGCUCCUACCGCUGAAGAAGCCCCUGCCGCUGAAGAAGCCUCCGCCGUGGAAGAAGUCCUAGCUAUUGAAGAGGCUUCCGCGCUUGAGGAAGCUACCGCUGCCGCUAAAGAAGCUCCUCCUAUAGAGGAGGCCCCUGCCGCUGAAGAAGCUCCUGCCGCUGAAGAAGCCCCUGCCGCUGAAGAAGCCCCUGCCGCUGAAGAAGCCCCUGCCGCUGAAGAAGCUCUAGCUAUUGAAGUGGCUUCCGCACCUGAGGAAGUCACCGCUGCCGCCGAAGAAGCAUCUACAGAAGAGGCUCCAGUUCCCGAUGAGGCUGAAGCCGCUCCUGAAGAAACAGAAGCUGCUGUAGUAGAAGGUGCAGUAGCGACGGGGGUAAUUGUAGCUGGUGCAGCCCUUGCGGGCUCAGUCGCGACUAAGCGACGGAGGAGAACACACAGAAGGUAUAGCGAGACUCGCGAACAUCACUCUAAAGACCCUCUACACGGACACAAGGCAAAACUCGAGCGAACCAAAGACAAGACAGGUUUAUUUGAGAAUGCGAUUGGCAGAGAAGUAUCCAAAGCCAAAGAAAGCCAGCAUCGCCGACAUGAAAGUGAAGAAUACAAAGAGAAGAGGCGCCUACGGAAGGAACGAGAAGCUGCGGAGGCGGCCAUACGAGAGGAAAAGCGAAAAGAACGUGAAGCUCAAGAGGCAGCUGAAAAAGAAGAAGAACGUCAGCAGCGCCGAGCUGAAAGGGACAGAGAAAGGGAAAGAGAAAAUGUAGAAAGAGAAAGGGAGAGGCUGGACAGAGAGGCUCGCAUCAAGGCUCAUAACGAGCGAAAACAGCGACGAGAACAAGAGGAGGCUGCAAAAGCAGAAAAGAGGAAAGGGAAGGAGAAAGAGCUACCAGACGAUGCGGAAACCACCAGCGACACUAGGCGCAGGACAGGACGCAGAACGAGCUUUGCUGGAUCGAACAAUAGCGGAAGUAGCAAUGCUGGAGAGAUCAUUCCCGCCAUAUUGAAGAGAAUUGGAACAGGUGAGAGCGACACAGGGGGGCCCCUUCUCAUGGUUAGGGUCAAUGAUAAACACGACGGAGCACGAAGCGCCAGCCAUCGACGGCGAGAGAGAGGGAGCGACUCGGACAAGGACCGUGAGGGUGAAGUGGCCGGUGGAUCUAGUCGACAUCACCACCACCAUCGAUCGGACGCGGAUCGUCCAAAAAUCUCAAGGUACUCGAGCUCGAGAAGUCAAAGGCAAUACCAUGAGACUUCACGGCCCUCAACAGAUAGGCCAGGGCUUCUCAAAAAGGUAUUCGAUACAUUCGCCGAGCAUGUACAAUUUCGGGAUGCUUUCCGCCCAGAACGGGUUGGAGCAUGA
This is a messenger RNA of Exophiala aquamarina CBS 119918, 3540 nucleotides long. RefSeq lists its product as uncharacterized. NCBI's taxonomy places the organism in Eukaryota, Fungi, Ascomycota, Eurotiomycetes, Chaetothyriales, Herpotrichiellaceae. The record is from RefSeq and is a predicted model, not a curated record. The coding region runs from base 1 to 3540 and encodes 1179 amino acids. The transcript is spliced from 4 exons.